GUGAGCCGCACUGCCACGGCCUUAUCAUAACGCCAGUCAACACACGAUCCUUCGUUUCACACCCACACCGAACUCGCCAUAAACUGUCAAGUCGAGACUGGGCAAUGCCCUAGAAGGACCUCGCCCCCCGGUGAUGACUUGGGAUCCAUCUUCUCCAAAUUCUCCCAUAUGUCGCGGCUUGAAGGGUUAUGGCGACGCUCUGGACGUGAUCGAGCCAAAGACUUGACUCAUUGCUGCCGGCCUCCUUGACUGGCAUCGCCUUACCAGGCGCCAACAUCAACAUGGAGGCCCAUCCUCACCACCACACACGAUACGUUCCGUGUCCCGACAGAGGGCCCGCCGUCUUUGUCGUCACCACGGUGACAAUAUGCUUGGCUACCCUCUUCGUCGCUGGUCGAAUGGUAUCUCGUAUCGGAAUCGUACGCAGAGUCGGAUGGGAUGACUACAUCAUCGUUUUUGCCUGGCUCAUGGCCAUGUUCCUAUCCGCCACCAUUGACAUGGCCACGAGACGUGGUCUAGGUCGUCAUGACGGGGAUAUCCACCCUCAGGACCUGCCAAGAUUGAGGAUGUGGGAAUAUGUCUUUUCCAUCCUAUACAAUCCGGCCCUUAUGGCCACAAAGACGUCCAUCCUCGUCUUCUACCUUCGCCUGGCUAAGCACACGCAAAAGGUCCUUCGGAUGGCCUCUUGGGCCGUCCUAGUGGUUGUGAACGUUGCUGGAACCAUCCUCACUUUCAUGAACAUCUUUCAGUGCACCCCUACGCGAGCUGCUUGGGACAUCACGGUCGAGUCGGCCAAGUGUUUGCCGUUGUUGACCGAGUUUAUCUGCUCCUCCCCCGUGAACAUAGUUACCGAUCUAGCUGUCUUGGCUCUCCCUAUUCCCGUGCUCACCGGCAUGCGUCUACCCCCGAGACAAAAGACGAUUCUUAUCUUUACCUUUACUCUCGGUAUCUUUGUGACGGUCGUCGACGUCGUCAGGAUCUACUACCUCCAGCAGGCCGUGGGUAUGGUAGCCAUGAGCGCUUCAGACGACCCCAGCGCAAUCUACGGUCAAAGUUCGAAUUUCCACUGGAACGCAUCACUCUCUUUGAUGUGGUCGGCUGUCGAGGUCAACGUCGGCAUCAUCUGCGCCUGCAUUCCGACUCUGAAACCCUUGAUUAUCCGAAUCCUUCCUGCCAUGAUCAUCGACCCCGACGGAACUCGCAGCAGCACCCGGGAUAGUGCCCAAUUGGUGGACGCCGGCUUCAAGCAGGACAACUCCGACAGCAGCCAACCCAUUACCUUUUCGACGUUGAACGACUCCCACGCAAGCGCCCCUCAAACCCCGGAGCAGGUCCAUGUACGCAAUGGCAGGCUGUCCGAAGAGAUCUCCUUCAGAGACUUCUUGUCAGCAUCAGCCCUCAACGAAAUCCCCGCACCCGAAGGCAGGAUGCCUACCCUCCCGGAUCGACGAAGGUUCUCUUCAGCCCAAGAGAACUCCAUCUACUUUGGUUUCGUGGAAAUGAAGAAGCCAAAGAGCAUGGUCAAGUCUUCGGUAUCCGAAUCGCUCAAGUACUGCACCAUCGUCAGCAUCCUCUUUUUCCUCUGGGGCUUCUCUUACGGCCUCCUCAACACUCUCAACAAUGUCGUGGCAAACGUGGCUCACAUGACCACGGCACAAGCUUUGGGAUUGACGAGCGUCUACUUUGGCGGUGGUUAUUUCCUUGGACCUCUUCUCGUUGGAGGCUGGCUGCUCAGUCACGACGAACAUCGCCGGUUCAGAAGGAGACGACGUGGCGAUAUCGAACCCAUUGGUGGCUUCAAGGCUACCUUCAUUGUGGGUCUGCUCAUCUACGGCGUCGGAACCAUCAUGUUUUGGCCGUGUGCCGUCCUCGCAUCCUAUAGCGGGUUUAUGGCCAGCAGCUUUGUUGUUGGGUUCGGAUUGGCCGUCUUGGAAACCGCCGCCAACCCCUUUCUUGUGCUCUGCGGACCACCCGAAUAUGCCGAUAUGCGACUUCUCCUAGCUCAGGGCAUACAAGCCACCGGAGCCGUCCUGAGUGGUGUUCUCGCUAAUAACGUCUUCUUCCACAAGAUCGAAGAACGAAGACACAGUCCCACGACUUUGCUCGACGUCCAAUGGACCUACCUCACCAUCACCCUCCUCUGCGUACUACUCGCACUCUUCUUCUACUACUCCCCCUUACCCGAAGUGACCGACCGCGAACUCGGCCGGCUCUCCGAACGCCUCCCCAUCGACCCCAAAAAACGCUCCAUCGGCGGUUUGUCGCUACGAACAUGGUGCAUCCUCCUCGCCGUCUUCUCCCAAUGGUUCUACGUCGCCGGCCAAGAAAACAUGUCCGUCUACUUCACCCGCCUCAUGACCGCCUUCUCCUCCACGCACGAAGAAUACCCCGACUCGCGGCCCGAGGGAUUCGAAAUAAGCACGCUCCACUACCUCGUCGUGUCACACUCCGCCUUUUCCACCUCCCGCUUCAUCUCCGCCUACCUCUGCUACUUACAUAAAAAACACCCCACCUCCCGAUUCAUCCCGACCCCGCGCACGAUCCUCAACGUCUGCACCGUCCUAUCAACAGUCUUCAUUUUGGUGACUGUCGUCUACAAAGCCGCCUCCAACCCCAACUUCAUGGUCAUCCCCAUCAUCUUCUUCUUCUUCUUCGAAGGCCCCAUCUGGCCUUUAAUCUUCAGCCUCGGUAUGCGCGGCCAAGGAAAGCGAACAAAACAAACAGCCGCUUGGCUAACGAUGGGCGGCUCUGGCCCAGCCUUCUGGCCGUUCGUUUCCUACGCUAUCCUGCAAAGAGGCGGAAGCAUCCAAACCUCCUUCAUCGUCGGCAUUGUGUUAAUGGCAAUGACAAUGGUCUACCCCAUUUUCCUCACCGUCGUUCGAGACGCGCGAGAGAUGUCUGAUCAUGUCAUGGUCACCACUCCAUCGCAGAAAAGACGGCGGAGCGGGGAUGUUGAGUCUGGUGGUGUUGGUCUUGUCUCUGAAUGCAGGGUUAGCGAAAUGUCGAUGACUAUUGACCAAAUCAUUGCCAACCGCCAAAAAGAAAGGGAAAAAGCUGCAGAAAGGGCGGCGAGGAGAGCGGAGAAUGGAGGCGCGCUUAAGAGGCUAUCGACAUGUUUGGGGAUUGGCACUGAGAAGACUUCUAAUGAGGAUACCAAGGAGGAGAAGAGGAAGUCUCAGCAGCAGCAGCAGCAGCGGACGGAGGUGCAGUUUGAGAAGCAGCAGUGGGGAAAGAGUAGUGGUGAGGAUGAACCUCGGAAGGACCCUGGGGAACAGGAAGAAGAUCAUGUGAGUGGACAUGAUCGGGAGGGACAGGUGGAUGAAGUGACGGACCCGAAUCCGACUCCGGAGUGGGAAAGACAGAUGGCGCCUUGGGAACUUCCGCAGUUGGAGCUUGAUACGCGGAUUUUGGAGGAUUAAAGAGAAGUUGAAGAGUGACGAAAGAAGAGAGAGGUGGUGGAUGAAACCUGAUCCGUCAUGAUUGAUGAUUUAUGCAGAAACGAAAAGAGAUACCAGGGCGUGGGAGGUACAGUGGAGGAUAUACCAAGGAAGACAUUACCAACGUUUUGCGCCACGACUCAAGAAGACAGACGUAAGAGCGGUCAGAAGAGGAGUUAUGGAAAGAGGAUUAUGAGAAGAGGAAAGAGGACAGAGGAAAAGUGUUGCUCGCAACAUCACCAGCACGCACAUACC
Messenger RNA from Neurospora tetraspora, 3692 nucleotides. RefSeq names its product major facilitator superfamily domain-containing protein. NCBI's taxonomy places the organism in Eukaryota, Fungi, Ascomycota, Sordariomycetes, Sordariales, Sordariaceae. Gene Ontology annotation, biological process: transmembrane transport. The record is from RefSeq and is a predicted model, not a curated record. The transcript has 2 exons. Bases 282 to 3419 code for a protein of 1045 amino acids. Gene Ontology annotation, molecular function: transmembrane transporter activity.